AUGGAAGAUAAAGAAAGAAAUAUCGACUCAAUAUCGAAAGAACUAACGAACCACUUGGAUUUUUUUGAACCUAAUUCUGAUGCUUUAAAGAAUAUUCAGAAAAAUGUCGAAACGGUGACAAAUCAAGUGGAAGAAAUUAAAGUUUCUUUGGAACAUGUUCGUUCGGAUACGGAUACUCGUUCUGAAGUUGCCGCCAAAGAACUUUAUGAUUCCGCACAUCAUUUGGAUGCAUUAUAUGAUAAGAUCGAUUCCUUAGAGCGAUUUAUUGAUAUAGUCAAACAAACCGUUAAUGAUACCUCGGAACGUGUUAUAGAAGCAGAAGGAUUUCUUAUGAAUCCUAUAAAUCGUGUACUGGAUACAAUUAAACUAAGUACUGCCAAAUCAAUUGAACCUUCAGACUUAAAACUUCCGCCAAUGAAACCUUUAAACAUUUAUCAAACUUCGGAUUAUUUUCCUAAGGAUGAUUGA
Diversispora eburnea is the source of this 468-nucleotide messenger RNA. The record is from the annotation of a GenBank genome assembly. Lineage: Eukaryota; Fungi; Glomeromycota; Glomeromycetes; Diversisporales; Diversisporaceae.